AUGUUUCCAGCCCUCCGGAAUGCGGUCCGUCUGCGGCCGCUGAUUCGCCAUAUCCCGAAGGAUCAAUUGCAACCUCUUCGACUCCAAGAUCCUUACUGGACUCGAUGUUUCAGCACCCCACCCUGCGAGACACCUGGUCUUCGAAGCCUGCAACAGCGUCGACAUGUUCACGAUCACCGGGGAGCCAGACACCGAGACGUGGCACGACAGGCGGAACAGCCGGGAAACGUGGCGGGCCCUCAAACUAGAACUGAAGCGGUUUACGAGAGGGUAGAGGAUCGCUUCCAUCAUUCGGCCCCUUUCAAGGUCCUCAUCCUAGGCGGCUCAUAUGCCGGCCUUGCGGCUGCUCUUAAUCUAGUCGACCUCUGCCACGGCCGUCGACAUCGGUUCUCCAUUACAGACGGAGACAAUGGUACCGGAAAGGUGAUCCCGGUGCAGGUUACGAUCGUUGACCCCCGCGAUGGCUGGUUUCAUCUGAUCGGCCAGCCUCUCGCACUGUCUUCUAAGGAAUCUGCAGAGUCUUUUUGGUGCAAAUACUCCGAUACCCCGGCCCUCCAAACCUCGGAUAUCUGCACCGUACAGGGCACAAUCGACUCCUUGGACUGCACGUCAAAGAGAGCCACCAUCGCGACAUCUACAGGACCUGUUCAGGAGUCCUACGACUACCUCAUCACCUGCACCGGUCUGAGCCGCGAGUUCCCUAGCGCUCCACGCUCGGUUACACGCGAGACAUACCUCGCCGAGUCAGCGCAGAACCUCGCCAACGUCCGCGAUGCGCCGAAGGGCGUCGCCAUUAUCGGCGGCGGCGCCGUCGGAAUCGAAAUAGCCGCCGAGUGCAAGAUGCUGCACCCGCACACCAACGUAACCCUAAUCCACUCACGAAACUCCCUCCUCUCCUCCGAGCCCCUGCCCGCCGAAUUCUCAGCAAAGGCCCUCGAAAUCAUCCGAUCCAGCGGCAUAAACACCGUCAUGGGCGCCCGCGUCAACUCCACCACAAAGACAGACACCGAAUACACACUCACCCUCUCCACAGGCGAAACCCUAACCGCCAGCCACGUCAUCAACGCCGUCUCGCGCUUCACGCCUACGGCGCCCACCUACCUCCCUCAAGGAAUCUGCGACGACGAGGGCUAUAUCCGGAUUAAACCGACGCUGGAAUUCCCGUCUGAUGCCUCCCUGCCUGCGGAGAUUGCAGCGGACCAUUAUGCCGCCGGUGAUGUUGCGCGGUGGUCUGGGAUUAAGCGGGGCGGGGCCGCGAUGCACCAGGGACACUAUGCGGCAAGGAAUAUUCACCAGAAGAUGAUGGCCCAGGUGUAUGGGACGACGCCGGAGUUUAUGGCGCUUGAGGAGGUGCAGGCGGGGAUGGGGAUUGCGCUGGGUGAGACGGCGCUUUCGUAUUUCCCGUCGAUGGGGCUGGGGGAGGGCAAGGAGACGAAGAAGGUCUUUUUCGAGGAUGAUUUAGGGUUUAUGAUCUGUUACAGGUGGAUGCAGCUGGGCAAGCCGAUGCCACCGCCGGUCGAAGCGCCUGCCAGUGAGGAGUCUACGCCGGUCAAUGUGGCCUCCACCCCGACUCCUGUCGAGGCAGCUGCUUGA
Messenger RNA from Aspergillus puulaauensis, 1593 nucleotides. Its product is annotated as putative pyridine nucleotide-disulfide oxidoreductase AMID-like. Gene Ontology annotation, molecular function: electron-transferring-flavoprotein dehydrogenase activity; flavin adenine dinucleotide binding. The coding region runs from base 1 to 1593 and encodes 530 amino acids. Gene Ontology annotation, cellular component: cytoplasm. The record is from RefSeq and is a predicted model, not a curated record. Lineage: Eukaryota; Fungi; Ascomycota; Eurotiomycetes; Eurotiales; Aspergillaceae. The transcript is spliced from 5 exons.